Sitophilus oryzae (rice weevil) is the source of this 2407-nucleotide messenger RNA. RefSeq lists its product as uncharacterized. Lineage: Eukaryota; Metazoa; Arthropoda; Insecta; Coleoptera; Curculionidae. The coding region runs from base 1196 to 2407 and encodes 403 amino acids. The record is from RefSeq and is a predicted model, not a curated record. The transcript has 3 exons.
UAUUGGUUUACGGUUUUCCUUUUUCGCAUAAAAAAAAGACACGAGCUUAUCAUUUUAUAAAAUUUUAUAGGAAACCAUAUUGGUUUCCAAAUGCGGUUUUUUUUAUAUUACCUCAGAAGACAUGAAAAACAAAACGUUCACUCGUCUUAAGAACAGUAACGUAGCAACAAGUAAAAAAAAAUGGAUCGUCAAGUAUUUCGGAAAAAACUGUAUAUGUGCACAAAUUGUAGAAGAAUUUCGAAAAUAACGGUCGAAAAGGGUAUGGUGCAUGAGACACCACCCUUCUAUAGAUUCUGCCCCGUCUGUUCUGCUUUUACAGUGUUUAAUAUAAUUAUGAAACAUGUGGUAAUGGUAAAUGUUAGAGACGGAAGAGUGUAGAGACGGAUGAGUAUAUAGUUUCCCAUAUUUAUGUAAGUAAAAUACUACUACCUACACCUAUGCUUUAGUAAUACCCCCUCUUUUUUCAGAUAUAUUACAAGAAAAUAUAAAUUUAAAUCAUCAUUCAAUAUUUGCUUAGUUAUCGCUUUGCUUAAGUUAUAGUAUCAAUAAAAAGAAAAUGGAACCAGAAGUAGCUAGAACAAAAUUGUAUAUUUGCAGUGGUUGUAAAAAACUUAACAAAAUCAUUAUGGAGAAAGGAUGGCUGUAUAAGCCAAAUAGGUUCCUAAAAUUUUGUCCAUUUUGUGCUGAUUACAGAAUAUUUAGAAUUAGAAUGCAUCAAUUAAAUUGAACAAGAUAAUUUCCUAUAUUUAUAUAUAUUACAAGAAAAUAUAAAUUUAAAUCAUCAUUCAAUAUUUGCUUAGUUACCGUUUUGCUUCAUCAAGUAACAGUUGAUUUUUUUUAUUUUUUUCUGUGUUUUAAACAAUAAAAGAAAAAAUGGAAAGGUUAAACAGUGUCAGUAGAUGUGAAUACAAACCAAAAAUAUCUGUGGAAACGCUAAAGGUCAAUGAAAAAUAUAAGGUUUUAAAUUUAAAAAAAAUGCGUGGUGCCUAUGGCGAUACAGUAUUGGUUGAAGUGGAAGAAGGGGUAUUUUUCUUACCAAAAAGAAUAGCAACUUCAAUGACGAAACCAGUCGUUGAUGAGCUUUUGGGUGGCACUGGCUGCUACAUAAAAUAUUUAGGAAAGAAGACGAUCGGUGGUCUAGCCAACCCUGUGAAUAUAUUUGAAUUCGAACAGUAGACUUCACAAAUUAGUAAAUAUGGAAGACAUCUUACGGACUACAGGAAAACUAUUUAAACUUGUUAAAACACAAAAUGAAGUGGACAGAUUUUUAAAAUUAAACAAAAAAAAUAUCAAAUUGGUUCUAAGAAAACUGAAGGUGGAUGAUAAUUUAACAUUUGGGGAAAAGUUGCAAAUAGAAAAUGCACUGGCUUUACUAAAAUCGUACAAUAUUCAAAUUCAAAGGAAAAUUAUACAUGGCAGUGGAGUUCGAAGUACAUCUUCAUCCUCGAAGAGAAUUUUAUGGAAACAAAUUAGUUCAGCUUUUCAAUCAAGAAUAAUAACAGCAUCAAUAGUUAAUAUAUCUCACACUGACACUAAAUUAUUUUUAAACGAAUGUUCAAAAUUAUUAAAAAUUAGAUUUAAAAAUAUACUUAGAAAAUUGCAGUCUUUUAAAGUAAAUUUAAAACUUUGUUGCCUAUUUGAAUUGCCCUCUACGGGGGAAGAAGAAAUCAAACAAUUUGGAACUGUCAACAAAGAAGUGUUAUCUUCAAGUAAUGUGUCGAGAAUACUACAAGAACUUCAAGCUAUACUAUUGACUAAGCUGGAAGAAUUUGAACAUCGUGGGUCUGGAUGGAGAUAUCUAGGUAUUUCACAUUUAAUAGUAUCGAUUAACAAGUAUUCACCAAUCAAUGGAGCCACCUACGUUUCCCUUCCAAGCUGGUUAAGCGGCAAAGGCAUUGUUAAUAUAAAAAAUAACGAUUCAAGGUGUUUUGCUUGGUGUAUACUAGCUCAUUUAUUUCCUGUUCAAAAUGAUUGUGAAAAUGUAAAUUCUUAUCCUCAAAACAUACACGACUUUUUAAAUUUUAAAAAUAUCGAAUUUCCUGUAGCCCUAACUUCUAUAUCUAAGUUUGAAAAACAGAAUCCGAAUAUAUCAAUAAACGUAUUUGGCAUUGACAAUAAAUCAAAAUGUAUUAUAGGUCCUUACUAUCACACAAAAAUAGUUAAAGAAAAGCAUAUUAAUUUAUUAUAUCUCAUUUCAAAAUACCAAAAAAAUGGACAUUAUUGCUUAAUUACGGAUUUAUCGAAAUUAGUAAAAGAACACGUAACCAAAUCUAAAAGUUCCUUUUUUGUUUGUGAGCUCUGUCUUAAUCAUUUUUCAAGCGAAAAGAAAUACCAAACUCAUCGUGAAAAUUGUUUAUUAUUUUCACCUGUUAAAGUAACAACACCUAGUGAAUCGGAUUCUGUUUAA